CCACUGAAAAUAUUCUGUUCAAAGGUAUUAAUUUAUUUUUGAUUUUGUUUGUUGAAUAAGCAAAAAAAGAGUUAGCCAAGUUGCUGAAGCCACUCAAACCCACACUCCGAGGAAACAUUUUGUGAAGUAAGCCGCAAACAACAAACAACAAACGAAAAAUUUUCCAAAAUGGGCUACGAUGAUGUCAUCAAGUACCUUGGCGAUUUUGGUCGCUAUCAGAGGCGUAUACAUUUGCUUCUCUGUUUUCCGACCAUAGUUUGCGCUUUUCAUAAGUUGGCUGGCGUGUUUCUGCUAGCUCGUCCUGAUUUUCGUUGCCAGCUGCCGUUUGAGAAUGGAGAAACGGUUCAAUUUUCAUCCCUGCCGCAGGAGAAAUGGUCCUUAGCCUAUCCGGUAGAUGGAGUAACAGGCAAACUGUCUACCUGCGAGUAUUACAAUGUCGCUUACAACGAGGAUUAUCUCAAUGGAAGUGAACCCUUCACCCAAAACGGCACAUUGGAGUGUUCGUCUCGUUAUCUCUACGAUCAGAGCAGGUAUCUGAACAGUGCCGUCAGCGAGUGGGACUUGGUUUGUAAUCGCAGCCUGAUGAGUGCCACCAGUGAUUCAUUGUUCAUGGUGGGCGUACUCUUUGGGAGCUUCGUUUUUGGCCAAAUGUCUGAUAGAGUGGGACGUAAGCCCACUUUCUUUGCGGCAUUGGUCAUUCAGGUGGUCUUUGGCAUACUCGUUGGUGUGGCUCCCGAGUACUUUAGCUAUACGAUUGGGCGCAUGGUUGUUGGGGCAACCACAUCUGGGUUCUUUUUGGUGGCCUAUGUAAUAGCAAUGGAAAUGGUGGGUUCCUCCAAACGUCUUUUUGCUGGCGUAUUCAUGCAAAUGUUCUUCUCAGUUGGAUUUAUGUUAACGGCGGCAUUUGCCUACUUUAUACGAGAUUGGCGUUGGCUACAGAUUGCUCUUUCCUUGCCUGGUUUAUUGUUUCUUUGUUAUUAUUGGCUCAUACCUGAGUCGGCACGCUGGCUGCUGUCAAAGGGGCGCCAAGAUGAGGCAUUUGUUAUUAUUAGGAAAGCAGCCAAAGUCAAUAAAGUGGAAAUUCCAAGCGAGAUUUAUGAGCAGUUGGUCGAAGAAGUGGCCGAGAAGAAGAAACAGGCCGAGCUGACCGCAUCGAAGCCUGUCCCAUCCGUUUUGGAUCUUUUACGUUAUCCAAACUUACGUCGCAAAACUUUGUUAAUCUUUUUUGAUUGGUUUGUCAAUGCCACCGUGUACUAUGGCCUCUCGUGGAACACCAACAACUUGGGGGGCAAUCAGUUGCUCAAUUUCCUAAUCACAGGAGCUGUUGAGAUUCCUGGUUACACUUUCUUGCUUUUCACACUCAAUUGCUGGGGUCGCCGAACCAUUCUUUGCGGCGCUAUGGUUGUAUCUGGUAUCAGUCUACUGCUGACCAUAAUUGUGCCCCGGGACAUGAACUGGCUGAUUAUAGUCUGUGCCAUGGUGGGCAAAAUGGCCAUCACCUCAUCCUAUGGCACUGUGUAUAUAUUCUCAUCGGAACAGUUUCCGACAGUGGUGCGGAAUGUGGGUUUGGGUACAUCCUCAAUGGUGGCUCGUGUGGGUGGAAUAAUAGCUCCUUAUCUGAAACUAUUGGGGGAAAUCUGGCAGCCGUUGCCCCUAAUUAUUUGUGGGGCACUCUCGUUAACGGCUGGUCUGCUGUCGCUACUUUUGCCCGAAACCCUCAAUAAACCCAUGCCAGAGACCAUUGAGGAUGGGGAGAAUUUUGGCAAGAAACGCCAGGCAUGCAUUGUGGCCGAGGAAGGGGGUGAGGAGAUGAAAAAUAUGCUCAAUGGCAGAUCAAACUAAUUCUUAACUUGGGGUUAAACAUUUUCUGUUUGCAUUUCUAUUUUAAUUUACAUAAGUAUUAUGAGAAUCGAUUAAAUUGACCAUUUGAAUAAUUUUUACAUUCGUUUUAACGUACUUAAAUGCAUCUAAAGUAUAUUGAUUGUAUAUCAAUCUUUUUAUAUAUUUUUUUGAAUAAACAUAACGAUAAAUUGGCCAUGAGCGAAAAUUGAAUGUCAGAGCAAACAGUUUUUUUUCAUUAGCCGAAAACUGAAAAUGAAAAUGUGCUAAAAAAUGCUAAAACGCUUUGUUUUGUAUCAGAAAUGUUUAUAAUGUUUAUAAAAUAAAAUUAAUGUUUGUUUACAAAAAGACUUUUUGGUUUCAUUGUUAUUUCGAAUUAAAGAGGAUUGAACUAAUUAAUUAAUUAAUAAUUUGUGCAAAUUUAUUGGUAAUUAAAGAACUGUACGAGUGCCGACUUGAGCAGGUUGUUCAAUCCCCGCUUCAGUCAGGAUCAACUGAUCUUUAUAUCAUGUUGGACAGACUUCUCUGUAUGCGGUUAAAAACCGCUGGCAAUGUUUUCGGUUGGAUUGAUAUUAUUGGUAACAUCAUGGCAUUCAUAAUUUUUGUUAUUUGCUUGUUUGAUCCAGAAUAUGAGGCACCUGUGGAAUUUAGUCUUCUUGUAGUGACAUUAAUUUCCACAAAAAUUCUGAUUGCCGUUCUGCUGUUGUUGGGUAUCAAAAAGCAACGCCAUCGUUUCCUACUUCCUUGGCUAGUACUUUAUGGCAUUCUAUUGAUAGCAUUUGUCUUCUGUUCUUCCGUUAUAAUGGGACUUGAGUUUGUGUUCAAUGCUAAUCGGUCCCCAGAAAUAAAACUAUUAUUUUUGUUGCUUAUUGUUAUUCCUUCAUGGCUUCUCGGCUUAUAUAUUUUCUACGGCAUGUACUCACUUUAUAAGGAGAUUCAGGCCAUUCGAGAGGAGCAGCAGGCCCAAUUCUCAUACGUCCAAUGCACAUUAUCUAACAAACAAGAAGAAACAUAAAGUGUUUAAUAAUUCAUACUUUAUUUGAUAAUACUCAGGAAUUGUCUCGACUAGAACUAAGAUCUGUUUUCCAGUUAUAUCUUUUCUAUAACGUGUUGUUGACCAGAACGGAAAUCAAGUUGUUUGCCCAUAACCUCAUAAGCUCAUAUAAUCAUUGUGUAGUUUGAAAUUUGUUUAAGAAUUGUGAAAUGCGUCACCUGUUGUCAAUUGUCUUGUCUUAUCAACAAUUUUUAAUGCUUGUGUUAAUUAUUGAUAUGGGCAACGAACGGUACUGAAAAGAAAGCCGGAUUGACUUUAAAUUUUACUUAGAAGGAGUUAACAAGAUGUAAAACUUGUGUACUACAUUAAUUCAUUGUUAUAUAUUCUGCAAGUCUAGUUAAUCAGGAAAAUAAUGGGUUAAGUUAUAUUUAAACGAAAUUUUGGAUUUGUUUUAAUAUGUUAUCCACUGUUAAUUGAAUUUUUUCGCUUUCAGUUCCUCAUA
Molecule: messenger RNA, 3335 nt
Organism: Drosophila willistoni
Lineage: Eukaryota; Metazoa; Arthropoda; Insecta; Diptera; Drosophilidae
Product: organic cation transporter protein-like
Exons: 5
Coding region: 169-1842 (557 amino acids)
Biological process (GO): transmembrane transport
Cellular component (GO): membrane
Molecular function (GO): transmembrane transporter activity
Source: RefSeq, a predicted model, not a curated record